This is a messenger RNA of Exophiala aquamarina CBS 119918, 1338 nucleotides long. RefSeq lists its product as uncharacterized. NCBI's taxonomy places the organism in Eukaryota, Fungi, Ascomycota, Eurotiomycetes, Chaetothyriales, Herpotrichiellaceae. The coding region runs from base 1 to 1338 and encodes 445 amino acids. The record is from RefSeq and is a predicted model, not a curated record. Gene Ontology annotation, biological process: regulation of DNA-templated transcription. The transcript has a single exon. Gene Ontology annotation, molecular function: histone acetyltransferase activity.
AUGGCAGAAGGCGUAACCUCAGUCCUUGGUGAGGGAUCUCCACACCGAGCGAGGAGGGCAUCUCUGAAGAUCCUAAGCCGCAAUAUUGGGAAUGUAGUUCUCGGCAAUCUUUUAUUCGACACAUGGUAUUACUCGCCGUACCCUGAUAAUAUCAUUCUGGGGCCGCACCAUCAUGCUACCAAACACAUUACCAGCACCGCCACCACUUCGGAUCUGAGGAACGGAAGUGUGAAUACCCACGACCUGAACAAGAACGAACCGCUAUGUCGUCGACUGUACGUAUGUCCGACAUGCUUUCGCUACACGCCCGUCGAGCGUGACUAUCUACAGCAUCUGCACCAUCAUCAAGCACGUCGCGAACAAGGUCUGGAGACACAACCGGUGCCCGAGAGCGCAUUCAAAGUGUACGAAUUCGAAGGCUACACAGUGUGGGAAGUUGACGGCGACAAAGAAAAGCUCUACUGCCAGAACAUCUCGCUUUUUGGGAAGCUCUUUCUUGAACAAAAGAGCGUCUUCUUCGAUACCAGUGGUUUCAAAUAUUAUGCAUUGACCUACACGCCACCGGAGCCCGUCGUGUUGCCGCCGACCAAAGGUCGGGGCCGCAAGAGAAGUUCGUCGGUGCUCGAUGAUGACCUCAUCGAUCGGACCCAAGUUCUGGGAUUCUUCUCCAAGGAGGAUCUCUCAUGGGAUUCGAAUAACUUGGCUUGCAUUCUCAUCUUUCCACCAUUUCAGCAUCGUCAGUUGGGCCAGUUACUCAUGGCUGUAUCAUACAAACUCAGUGGAUGGGAAUGGGAAGGAGGGGUGAUAGGGGGGCCAGAAAAACCUCUCAGUGCGAUGGGCCGCAAGAGCUACCUGAGAUUUUGGUCAGAGCGGAUUGCUCGGUUUGUCAUGGGACAAACCGCCGACGCUGACGCAAAGCGAGUUUUCCACAAGGCACGAAAGAAGGCAGUCAAUCCAAGGAAAGAAGAAAUGACGGUCAGGGAGAUUGGCGAACGCACUGGCAUGUUGGGAGAAGAUGUUGUCGCAGCGCUCACAGAGAUGGGGAUAUGCGCUCCACUUGUGCCCAAACGGAAGAAAAAGAUUUCAAGCGAAAUGAACGGUAUCACGGCGGUGCAGGGAGAGGGGGAAUCCGAAGAAGUAAUGACGAUGAUCGUCCAGAGGUCCAAGGUGGUGGAAUGGGCGGAGAAAAAUGGAGUUGAAUUGACCAACGUCGUGCGAGAGGAAGGAUUUCUUGGGGAGUGGGCUCUGAGUGAUCUGGAGGAAUCCGGCAGCAACGGCAGUGGGGAGUCGUCCAGAAACAACGACGAUAAUAAGGAUGCUACUCCGAGCGAAAGCUAG